UCAAAAGUUAUAAAACACUUAUAAAUCAUCCUUCUCCUCCUCCUCAUCAUAGGUCACUACGAAGGGUUUCUUUCACUUUUGAGUUGGUUGUGAAGAAGAAAUAAAUUCAAUCACACUCUUGUUGGAUCAACACAUCCACUUGAUGAAUCAAUCGCACCAUCAGAUUCAAUCAUCAACUUCAAACGCUUUCAUCUCACACAAUUGAUCCAGCAAUAGGGCUCCAAUUUCACGAGAUCAGGUUUCUGGAUCGAUCUCGUCACAAUUAUGCUUUCGAAUCAACUUCAGAACGGCGUCGAGACCGCCAAACUGAUCUGGUCUCGGCUGCCCAACGCCGAAGAUGGCAGUGACGCUGAGGGUGAUGAGGAUGGGGUUUUGAGAAGCGAGGGUUUUGAUGCUGUUGAGAGUCUUGAUUAUGAAGUUAUCGAGAAUUACGCCUAUCGCCAAGAACAGGCGCGAAGAGGAAAGCUAUAUGUUUGGUACAACGUGGGGGUGAAGUGGUUCUUUGCUUUGCUAAUUGGCAUAGGCACUGGAUUAGCUGCUGUCCUCAUCAAUAUAUCUGUCGAGAAUUUUGCUGGAUGGAAGUACUCAUUGACUUUUAAGAUAAUUCAGACAUCUUAUGUGGCUGGUUUCAUAGUAUACACAUUGUUCAAUUUGGCUUUAGUCUUUUCGUCAGUUUAUAUCGUUACACAAUUUGCUCCAGCAGCUGCUGGAUCUGGGAUACCUGAAAUCAAGGGAUAUUUGAAUGGGAUUGACACUCGUGGUAUCCUUCUUUUUAGAACCCUGAUAGGAAAGAUUUCUGGAAGCAUUGGAUCUGUUGGUGGUGGGCUUGCACUUGGUAAAGAAGGGCCGCUAGUUCAUACUGGUGCUUGUAUUGCAUCCUUACUUGGACAAGGUGGGUCCACUAAAUAUCAUCUGAGUUCUAGGUGGCUACAGAUCUUUAAGAGCGAUCGUGAUCGCCGUGAUCUUGUAACAUGUGGAUGUGCAGCUGGUGUGGCUGCUGCCUUUAGAGCUCCAGUUGGCGGUGUAUUAUUUGCUCUAGAGGAAGUUACAUCUUGGUGGAGGAGUCAGCUGAUGUGGCGUGUUUUCUUCACAUCUGCAGUAGUGGCGGUAGUAGUGCGUACUGCUAUGGGGUGGUGUAAGAGUGGCAAGUGUGGGCAUUUCGGUUCUGGAGGUUUCAUUAUAUGGGACGUUUCAGAUGGUCAAGAGGACUACUCAUUUGCAGAACUGUUACCAAUGGCCAUUAUUGGUGUCAUAGGCGGUCUUCUUGGAGCAUUAUUUAACCAGCUGACACUAUAUAUAACACAUUGGCGUCGAAAUUAUCUACACAAGAAAGGAAACCGAGUCAAAAUAAUUGAAGCAUGUCUAAUCUCGGUGAUGACUUCAGUAAUAUCAUUUGGAUUGCCUCUUUUUAGAAAAUGUAGUGCAUGUCCAGACUCAGAUAGCAGUAUUGAAUGUCCUCGUCGACCUGGGACAUACGGGAAUUACGUUAAUUUUUUUUGUAGCAACAGCAAUGAAUACAAUGACCUUGCAACUAUCUUCUUUAAUACUCAGGAUGAUGCCAUUAGGAAUCUUUUCAGUGCAAAAACCAUUCACGAGUACAGUGCACAGAGCUUGCUCACCUUUUUGGUUAUGUUCUAUAGCUUAGCUGUGGUGACAUUUGGUACUGCUGUUCCAGCUGGGCAGUUUGUUCCUGGUAUAAUGAUUGGAUCUACGUAUGGUCGCCUUGUUGGCAUGUUCGUUGUUAAACUCUCCCAAAAAACCAACAUUGAAGAAGGAACGUAUGCUUUACUUGGAGCUGCUUCAUUUCUUGGAGGGUCAAUGCGAAUGACAGUUUCCCUAUGUGUUAUUAUGGUUGAAAUUACUAAUAAUCUAAAGCUUUUACCUCUUAUCAUGCUUGUUCUUCUCAUAUCAAAGGCUGUUGGUGAUGCUUUCAAUGAAGGGUUAUAUGAAGAACAGGCUAGAUUGAGGGGUAUUCCUUUACUUGAAUCCCGGCCCAAAAAUUUGAUGAGAAAAAUGACCGCAAAAGAAGCUUGCGGGAAUCAAAAGGUUUCUUACUUUACUCGUGUGGUCAAAGUUGCUGAUGUGGCGAACAUUCUGAGGACUAAUAAUCACAAUGGCUUCCCUGUUGUGGAUCAGCCACGAAACGGAGAAACAAUUGUCAUUGGUCUUAUCUUGCGCAGUCACUUAUUGGUACUUCUUCAGUCGAAGGCAGAUUUUCAGCAUAGCCCUCUUGCAGUUGAUAUGAGAAGCCAAUCUAUACCAAUCAGACACAAUCUUGGUGACUUUGUGAAGCCUGUUACUAGUAAAGGAUUAUCAAUAAAUGAUAUCCAUUUAAGUCCUGAUGAUUUGGAAAUGUACAUAGAUCUUGCCCCAUUUGUGAAUCCAUCACCGUACGUUGUCCCCGAAGAUAUGUCAUUAACAAAGGUUUAUAAUCUAUUCCGUCAGUUAGGUUUGAGGCAUAUAUUUGUAGUUCCACGUGCAUCCCGUGUGAUUGGCAUGAUCACCAGAAAGGACUUGUUAUUUGAGGAUAAUGAGGAUUCAGGUUCUGUAGAGCUCCAGUCAACUAGUGUAAGGGGUGAAGAACGAGCAGGUAGUAGAGUGAGAAGACGGAACUCUGAAGUUGGGUCUCCUCUACUAAAUGGUCUUCUUGAGUAGCAGUAGAGUAGCUAAGUAUUAUUUGAACAGAAUCUAAUCACUUCAAUUCUUUUUGGAUAUGUUGUUUGUAUAUAUGAUGGGUUUUAUAACCAUAUCUACAAUCAUAUAAAUUUAGGUUAGGCAGAAUAAACAGACUUGAGGGCUAUAAGGAUAGAUUUUGUUUCAAGAAUGUUUUGACAGGAUUUUGUCGAUCGACGUUUGUAUUAACGAAUCUUUGUUGGUGGGUGUUCGCGGAAUGACAAGUAAUGAUUCCUUUUGUUUUUGUUAA
This is a messenger RNA of Helianthus annuus (common sunflower), 2923 nucleotides long. RefSeq names its product chloride channel protein CLC-d. Gene Ontology annotation, biological process: chloride transport; transmembrane transport. Gene Ontology annotation, molecular function: voltage-gated chloride channel activity. The transcript is spliced from 23 exons. The record is from RefSeq and is a predicted model, not a curated record. The coding region runs from base 265 to 2655 and encodes 796 amino acids. Gene Ontology annotation, cellular component: membrane; intracellular membrane-bounded organelle. Lineage: Eukaryota; Viridiplantae; Streptophyta; Magnoliopsida; Asterales; Asteraceae.